AUGUCCCACGUCCCACCAACCGAGUCCAUUCCCAAACCAGAGGAACCGAAAGCUGCAGAACCACAACAGUCUCCUCAGCAACCUCAGUUCCAGCAAGUACCUCCGAUUUACUACCAAUUUCCACCUCAAGGUUACUACCCACCACAAGGCUUCCCGAACUACCCUCCUCAGCCUAUGCCUUACUUCCCCAACCCUUGG
Molecule: messenger RNA, 198 nt
Organism: Trichomonas vaginalis G3
Lineage: Eukaryota; Parabasalia; Trichomonadida; Trichomonadidae
Exons: 1
Source: RefSeq, a predicted model, not a curated record